Messenger RNA from Grosmannia clavigera kw1407, 1740 nucleotides. RefSeq names its product glucose-methanol-choline oxidoreductase. Gene Ontology annotation, molecular function: flavin adenine dinucleotide binding; oxidoreductase activity, acting on CH-OH group of donors. The record is from RefSeq and is a predicted model, not a curated record. The transcript has a single exon. NCBI's taxonomy places the organism in Eukaryota, Fungi, Ascomycota, Sordariomycetes, Ophiostomatales, Ophiostomataceae. The coding region runs from base 1 to 1740 and encodes 579 amino acids.
AUGCCUGUUACCAACGGGUCUCGCUAUGACUUUAUUAUUGUUGGAGGUGGCACGGCAGGAAAUGUCGUUGCCGGCCGCCUGGCGGAUAAUCCCAGUGUGAAGAUUCUGGUCGAGGCCGGAGUGGGCAACCCGGAGGAGGUGCCGGAUAUCACCACACCGGCCAAGGCGAUGGACCUGCGUGGCAGCAAGUACGACUGGGCCUACAAGACGACUAUAGUCAAGCGUGAGGACUACGAGCGGAUCGAGAAGCCGAACACGCGAGGAAAGACGCUGGGCGGCAGUUCGUCGCUCAAUUACUUCACUUGGGUGCCGGGCUGCAAGCCGACGUUUGACCGGUGGGCUGAGUUUGGCGGCAAGGAAUGGACGUGGGAUCCGCUGGUGCCGUACCUGCGCAAGAGUGCUACAUACCAUGACGACCACGGGCUCUACGACAAGAGCCUGAACAAGAUUGGUGCUGGCGGCCCGCUACCGAUCUCGCACUCGGAGCUGCUGGACGGCAUGGAGGGUUUUCGUGAGGCACUGACUAAGGCGUGGAAGUCGACGGGACAGCCGUUCACAGAGAACAUCUACGACGGCGAGAUGAACGGGCUGACGCACUGCGUGGACACCAUCUACCACGGCCGUCGGUCGGGCAGCUUCCUGUUUGUCAAGAACAAACCCAACAUCACGAUCCUGCCAGAGUCCUUGUCCAAGAAGCUGCUCUUUGACGAGGAGGGCAAGAAGGCGAUGGGCGUGACCAUCCUGGCGGGGCCGGAGGGCCAUGAGAUCAGCGUGUAUGCGGACCGUGAGGUGAUCGUGUCGCAGGGCGUAUUCGAGAGCCCGAAGCUGCUGAUGCUAAGCGGCAUCGGACCGGCCAAGGAGCUGACGCAGCACGGGAUCCCGCUGGUGGUGGACUCACCGCAUGUCGGCCAGAACCUGCUCGACCACCCGGGCGUGCCAUUUGUCCUCAAGGUCAAGGACGGCUUCGGCAUGGACGACCACCUGCUGCGGACCGGUCCUCUCAACACGGCCGCCGUGGACCAGUACAAGAAGGACGGCACCGGUCCGGUCGGCUCCGGCCUGCUCGAGAUGGUCGGCUUCCCGCGCAUCGACAAGUACCUGGAGCGCGACCUGGACUACGUCAAGGCCAAGAAGGCCAACGGUGGACUCGACCCUUUCUCGCCCGAGGGCCAGCCGCACUUUGAGCUCGACUUUGUCUGCAUGUUCGGCAGCGCCUUCCAGUGGCACUACCCCGUGCCCAAAAAGGGCUGCUACACCAGCGUGGUCGUCGACCUGGUCCGGCCCGUGUCGGACCCUGGCGAAGUGAAGCUCCGCAGCGCCGAUCCGCGCCAGCAGCCCGACAUCAACCUCAACUUCUUUGCCAGCGAUCUCGAUAUCCUGGCCAUGCGCGAGGGCAUCCGCUUCAGCUACGACGUUCUGACCAAAGGCGAGGCUUUCCGUGAUCUCGUCCUCGACGAGUAUCCCUGGGACAUGCCCCUCGAUGACGAUGCGGCCAUGAAGCAUGCCGUGCUGGAUCGCUGCCAGACUGCCUUCCACCCUUGCGGCACCAAUCGGCUGUCCAAGAACAUCGGCCAGGGUGUCGUCGACCCGGAACUUCGCGUGCAUGGCGUCAGCCGUCUGCGUGUCAUUGAUGCCUCUGUCAUUCCCGUCAUCCCUGACUGCCGUAUCCAGAACUCGGUCUACAUGAUUGGUGAGAAGGGAGCGGACCUGAUCAAGUCUGCCCACAAGGAUCUGUACUAG